AUGAGCCAGAGGGACACGCUGGUGCAUCUGUUUGCUGGGGUAUGUGGCGGCACGGUGGGAGCUAUUCUGACACGUCCACUGGAAGUUGUGAAAACGCGGCUGCAGUCGUCUUCUGUGACGCUCUAUGUCUCUGAAGUUCAGCUGAGCACAAUGGCUGGAGCCAGUGUCAACCGCGUCAUGUCCCCAGGACCUCUCCAUUGCCUGAAGGUUAUCUUGGAAAAAGAAGGGUCUCGCUCCUUGUUUAGAGGAUUAGGCCCCAAUUUAGUGGGGGUGACCCCUUCCAGAGCAAUAUACUUUGCUGCUUAUUCAAACGCCAAGGAAAAGUUGAAUGGUGUGUUUGAUACCGAUUCUACCCAGGUACACAUGAUUUCAGCUCAGUGGCAGGGUUUUACUGCAAUCACUGCAACCAACCUCAUUUGGCUUAUAAAGACUCGGUUACAGCUUGAUGCAAGGAACCGCGGGGAAAAGCGAAUGGGUGCUUUUGAAUGUGUUGGUAAAGUGUAUCAGACAGAUGGGCUUGGAGGAUUUUAUAGGGGCUUGUCUGCUUCAUAUGCUGGCCUAUCAGAGACUGUUAUCCAUUUUGUUAUUUAUGAAAGUAUAAAGCAAAAACUACCGGAAUGUAAAACUGCUUCUGUGAUGAAAAAUGGUGAUGAGUCAGUGAAAGAAGCAUCAGAUUUUGUGGGAAUGAUGCUGGCUGCUGCCACCUCAAAAACUUGUGCCACAACCAUAGCAUAUCCACGCGAAGUUGUAAGAACAAGAGUACAUGAAGAGGAAACAAAGUACAGAUCCUUUUUCCAGACCCUGUCUUUGCUUGUUCAAGAAGAAGGUUAUGGAUCUCUGUACCCGUGGUCUGACAACCCAUUGGUGAGACAGAUUCCAAACACAGCCAUUAUGAUGGCCACCUAUGAAUUGGUGGUCUACCUACUCAAUGGACAGCAGCAAAGGCUGCCCCACCAGAGAGAAGGAAGACCAAAAAGAUAA
This is a messenger RNA of Sciurus carolinensis (gray squirrel), 981 nucleotides long. RefSeq names its product solute carrier family 25 member 36-like. The transcript is spliced from 2 exons. NCBI's taxonomy places the organism in Eukaryota, Metazoa, Chordata, Mammalia, Rodentia, Sciuridae. The record is from RefSeq and is a predicted model, not a curated record. Bases 1 to 981 code for a protein of 326 amino acids. Gene Ontology annotation, cellular component: mitochondrion. Gene Ontology annotation, biological process: pyrimidine nucleotide import into mitochondrion. Gene Ontology annotation, molecular function: pyrimidine nucleotide transmembrane transporter activity.